This is a messenger RNA of Oppia nitens, 3168 nucleotides long. It is a transcript of the gene scny, whose product is annotated as ubiquitin carboxyl-terminal hydrolase 36-like. NCBI's taxonomy places the organism in Eukaryota, Metazoa, Arthropoda, Arachnida, Sarcoptiformes, Oppiidae. Gene Ontology annotation, molecular function: cysteine-type endopeptidase activity; cysteine-type deubiquitinase activity. Bases 320 to 3160 code for a protein of 946 amino acids. The record is from RefSeq and is a predicted model, not a curated record. Gene Ontology annotation, biological process: regulation of apoptotic process; protein deubiquitination. Gene Ontology annotation, cellular component: cytosol; nucleus. The transcript has 9 exons.
CAUUUGUGUUUAACACUAAAGUAAAGCCAUUUUGUAUGAAUUUAUAGCAUUUUAAUGCUUUUUGUUAAUCAUUUAACUUAAUUAAUGACAUUAUUUUAAUUGUAAAACCAUUUUAUAUGAUGUUUGUGACCAAUAAAUGAUAUGUUGGCCAUCACUGGUGGACAACAAGCCGUUAAAAGACUGGUUUAAUACUAAUAUAUAGUGAAUGACAUUAAAAGACACGAGUUUUUUGAAAGUGUGUUUCAAUACGAUAUGUCAUUGAAGUCAACACUUGAUUUCAAUUAUCAUUAACUGACACUUUGGUCGACGACUGUAACAAAUGAUGGGCUCUUUGAUUGAAGACAACUCGUUUAACAUCAAUAAUCAGAUAACAAGUGGUUCGCGGUCUUCAAUAUUAUCGUCUCACGUGGACUUCGUGGCCAACGACGACGAUGACGAUGAUAUCAUGUCUACUAAAACGCUUCAAAACAAAUACAAUGUAUUGACAAAUGAUAACAAUUUGGUUAAUAAUAAUAAUAAUCACACAAUGAGUACAAAUAAUAAUAAUAAUAAUAAAUUGAAUAAUGAAUUAGUUAUUAAAAUGAACGGACAAAACAAGAGUUCAAAUUUUAGCCCAAAUUUCAAUUUAAUGAAUGGUAGCGACAAUUGUAAUAAUACAAGUGAUGGCAUACCGGUUCCCAAACAUGUGUUAUAUCCGCGCGAAAACAUUAUAUUAGAGUGGAAAGAGCCCCAUCGGAUUGGUGCCGGUCUGUCCAAUCUGGGAAACACCUGUUUUCUUAAUAGUGUAUUACAAUGUCUUAGUUAUUGCCCUCCUUUAGUCAAUUAUCUCUUACACACCAACGAUCACAACCAAAACAAAUGUAAUAUAAAUAACACAUUUUGUAUGGUUUGCGAAAUGAUAAGACAUAUUCGUCAGAGUCGUAUACAUAGCGAUAAAGUCAUUAAACCAAUUAAUAUCUGUCGACGCCUUAAAUCGAUAGCCAAACACUUCCAGUUUGGCCGUCAAGAAGAUGCUCACGAAUUUCUGCGUUAUGUAAUCGAUAAUAUGUGGAAGUCAUGUCUGAAUAAUAAAGACACAGCGAACUCAAAAUUGGAUCCGUUAAGUAAAGAGACGACUGCCAUAAAUCAAAUUUUCGGAGGUUAUCACAGAAGUCAAGUGAUUUGUCUCGAGUGUAAAGCAAAGAGUAAUACUUAUGAUUAUUUCAUGGAUUUUAUGCUUGAUAUUAAAAAUGUGUCGAGUCUUGAGAAAGCUCUGGAUAAGUAUGUGACACCAGAACUGUUACAACACGAGAACGCCUAUAAGUGUACGCGUUGUAAGAAACGGGUUUUAGCUAAGAAACAGUUCACAGUGUUUAGGGCCCCAAAUGUGGCCACUUUUCAAUUAAAACGAUUUGAUUACAAUCGCAUAUUUGGCGGCAAAAUUACUAAACCUAUUACUUAUCCCGAAAAACUCAAUCUUAGACCUUAUAUGUCUGAAAAUAAGGGUCCACCAAUAUUAUAUAAGCUUAAUUCAGUGUUGGUUCACAUGGGGCCCACCUGUAAUUCGGGGCAUUAUUUUUGUUACGUUAGAAAUUCUAAUAAUAGUUGGUAUUUAAUGGACGACUCGCGUAUAGUUCAAGUAAAUCAAAAUCAAGCGCUCAACCAACAGGCUUAUGUCCUAUUUUACGUCCGCGUUGAUACCGAUUUUCAUAAACCGGCGCCCGUUAAUAAAUUUGUCUCUCAAAUUACGCCUAACGGUAUUAAAUUAUCAAAAGUGAUCAUUCCUGAAGUGACCAAUAAUUGCAAUCAAAAAUUUAAAGAUGAUUUUAAUUCUCCGAAAAAUGUUAGUCCAAAUGUAACACAAACUCAAAAUGGCAUUAAAUCACCUCAAACUCAGAAAAAUCAUUUCCUUUCAACUAAGCCUACGAUUAACAUUAAACUCGGGGGACAAACACUAAAGAAUAGUAUAAUUCCCGUACAAAAUCAAAAACAUUUUAUUGGACCUCAAUGUGAACCAAAAACCUCAAACAAACAAUUAGAUCCCACGAAAGAUAUGACAGCUCUUAAUGGAAAACACAGUAAUUCUAAGUCAAAUUCAAAAGGUUUAGUGCCUUAUUCUAGCGAUUCAUCCGAUGACGAUAGUUAUAAAUCAACCACUUUUUACUUGAAGUCAUCUUCGGGUACACUAUCCGUCACAGCAAAUAAUGUCGACAAAGAUAAAGAAAAAAUCAAAGAAAUAGAGAGCGAUGUUAAUGUCAAUGGAUUUUUACAAUCAAAUAAUAAUAGAGUUUUUGGAGAUAAAGUUAAAUCGUGGAACGGAGGACUUUCCUCUAUUGACUGUUCACUAAAUGAUGAAAAACGCAAAUUAGACGAAUCUAACGAUGAUUACGACAAUGAAUUUGAUAGGGGAAAGACAAAGAAAAUAAAGACAAAACAUCCAGAAAAAUAUUACGAAUCCGGUAUUAAUCCAUUUCAAAAACAUCAAACAGAAAUGCAAAGAUUUAACGGCAGUUUUAAAACUAACGGUUAUAACGACAGACAAUUUAAUGGAGAUAAUAAUAUUAACGAUAAUAAGUAUAUCACAACUAAUACUGAAGAAGACGUUGAUUUUAAAAGUGAUACUUCUGCUAAACAAGAAAAAUGUGGAGAAAAUAUUGAUAAAAAUAAUAAUAUCAGCGAAGGUUUGGAUAAAUUUAGUAAAACUAGCGAACAGUUUGAUAAAAGUAUUAACAAAGUCGAAGAAAUUGUUGAUAAAUUCCAUAAAAGUAAUGAAAACGGAGAAAAAUAUCAGAAAAGUGAGAAUUUUAAUGAAAAACAUUUAAAAAGCAACGGAUUUAAUGAUAAACAACAGAAAAUUGAUAGCUAUAGCGACAGGUAUUUUAAAAGCAAUGGAUAUCUUAAUAAAUAUCCUAAAAGUGAACAUUUUGAUAGACAUUAUAAAUUUAAUGGACAUUUUGAUAAUAAUAAUAAACAUUUUAAAUUUAGUAAUAAUAAUAAUAAUUAUAAUUAUAAUAUGCAUUACAAAAAUAAUCGUCACUCAGAUAAUUACAACAAAACUAAUGGCAAUUUUGACAAAUAUCACAAAAACAACGGAAACUUUUAUAGACAUAACAAAAAUAAGAAACAUUUUCAUCCACAACAUCAUAAAAACAAAAAGCAUUUCUAUAGACAAUAUAAAUAAUAUGAAAC